GCGACUUGGAAAGGGGGUGCAAGCUAUGGAGAACGCAACAUGUGUGCAGUGUUCCCUUGCACUUUCUGGGAAAGUGCUUCGUUGUGGACUUGGACUCUUUCACUAUGAGUGCUUCACAUGCUCUGUAUGCUCGACCAACGUGGCCACCGAGUACUUUGAGAAGGAAGGCGCCUUGUUUUGCUCCACCGACUACUCGGACCGCUUCCGUGACAAGUGUACCGCAUGUACCGAGCCCAUUACCGACAAGGCGUUUCUGGCGUUGGGCAACAAGUAUCACAGCCAAUGCCUGGUGUGCAGUGAGUGCCAGUGCUCGCUGUCGGACGGGACGCCGCUGACGCAGAAGGACGGCAAGGUGGUGUGUGUGGCGUGCUCGAACGGACUGGUCCAGGAUGUGUCGAAGAAGACUUGCGCAGUGUGCUCAGAGACUUUUCCGCCGGGAUCGACGGUGGUUACGGCGCUGAACAACAUGUACCAUAACGAUUGCUUUGUGUGCUCGGUCUGCCAGGUCCCGGUUGCGUCUGCGUUCAAGUUCAAGGACGGCUCGAUUUUCUGCGUCCCGCAUUACACCGAGAAGUAUGCGCCGCGGUGCGCAAAGUGCGAGCAGCCGAUUGUGGGCGUCUCGCUCGAGUCGCUGGGGCGCAAGUUCCACGUCGAGUGCUUCUCGUGCAGUGUGUGCGGCAAGGUGUACGAGGACGGCGAUGCUUACCUGGUCCGAGACGAGUUUGUCUUUUGUUCUGCAGAGUGCGGAUCGAAGGACGUGCCAUCUGUUGCAACGUCGUCGUCUGCGGCAGCAGCGCCUACUCCCGAGACGGCGGCCGCGACCGAGGUAGACGCUGCGCGGAGAGAGGCCGAGAGCAUGUUGGAUGAGGAAAGUGGCGAUGGUAAUGACACCUCCGCUGCUGCCACCGCCAAGGCCGAGGCCGAUGCUGCUGCCGCUGCCAAGGCCGAGGCCGAUGCUGCUGCCGCUGCCAAGGCCGAGGCUGAUGCUGCUGCCGCCGCCAAGGCCGAGGCCGAUGCUGCUGCCGCCGCCAAGGCCGAGGCCGAUGCUGCUGCCGCCGCCAAGGCCGAGGCAGACGCCGCCGCUGCCAAGGCCGAAGCAGACGCCGCCGCAGCCAAGGCCGAAGCAGACGCCGCCGCUGCCAAGGCCGAAGCAGACGCCGCUGCCGCCGCCAAGGCCGAGGCUGAUGCUGCCGCCGCUGCCAAGGCCGAGGCUGAUGCUGCCGCCGCUGCCAAGGCCGAAGCAGACGCCGCCGCCGCCGCCACGACAGCGACUACUGCCCCCAAAUCCUCCGAGACACCAGACGGCGUGAUUGUGGCCGAUGACGGCCGCCCAGUCCUCGCCCUCUCGCUCUCCGACUCGGACGCCGACUCGGACAACGACUCCGACUCGGGCUCGGGCUCGACCGAGGUCGGCGAGCCCGACGACAUCCAUCCUGCCGGCACCGACUUUGAGUAG
Molecule: messenger RNA, 1456 nt
Organism: Thecamonas trahens ATCC 50062
Lineage: Eukaryota; Apusomonadida; Apusomonadidae
Exons: 2
Coding region: 26-1456 (476 amino acids)
Biological process (GO): regulation of transcription by RNA polymerase II; neuron differentiation
Cellular component (GO): nucleus
Molecular function (GO): DNA-binding transcription factor activity, RNA polymerase II-specific; RNA polymerase II transcription regulatory region sequence-specific DNA binding
Source: RefSeq, a predicted model, not a curated record